GAUAGCGCGCGCGACGGCGGCUGUAGUGGCUUUCCUCUUCGAAGUUUAGGAAAAGCGAUGGCUACCUUUAGAAAGGCUCGUGAAUUGUUGAUCGCAAGUUUCGAUGAUGGUGACAUUUCAGAAGAUGAAUUUUUACUGUUGUAUGAUGCCAACAUUUCAAAGAAUCUCGAUUAUCCUUACCAGAAUUACGAAGAUUUUGACCUGGAAGGACUCGGUGAAAGUGAGUGCUUGGCAGAAUUUCGUUUCCGAAAAAGGGACAUACCAAUUCUCGCAGACGUAAUGGGGCUGCCUGAUUCGUAUCGAUGCGAACAAGGGACUGUAUGCGAUGGAAUUGAAGGCCUUUGUCUUUUGUUAAGAAGAUUGGCGUACCCUUGUAGGUACAGUGACCUUAUCCAUCGUUUUGGCCGCCCAGUACCAGAAAUUUGUAUGAUCACUAAUUAUGUAAUGGAAACUGUGUACAGCUUACAUCAUCACCGUCUGACAGCAUGGAACCACACCUUAAUGAGCCCCCCUCUACUUCAGAGAUAUGCUGAUGCCAUACAAAGGAAAGGAAGUCCCCUGCCGAAUUGCUUUGGCUUCAUAGAUGGUACAGUAAGACCCAUUUGCCGACCACAAGAAAACCAAGGAAUUGUGUACAACGGACACAAAAGAGUCCACGGAUUGAAAUACCAAUCUGUUGCAUUGCCCUGUGGUAUGAUAGCCAACAUGUAUGGGCCAGUAGGUAAUGGGAAUUAUUCCUUUCAAGUUUUAGCUGGAGCCCAAGUAAUGGGCUCCUGGUUUUAGUCACAUUAGAACCAUCUGUCACGCGGUAAAUCCAAACAGAAUGAUAAAUAGGUGAAAGCAGUUUUUAGCGUGAAACAUUUCAAGUAGUAUAAAUAAAAUAUACAUUUUUUAAAAAUUACAGAACACAAUUUUCAAUCAAAAUGUGCAUUUUCUUCCAGAGGGCCGCAAACAUGAUGCUGGAAUGUUAGCUGAUUCUGGCCUUCUGCAAGUCCUUGAACACCAUGCUUUUUCGCCGACUGGUAACCCCAUGGCCUUAUAUGGUGACCCUGCUUACCCAUUAAGAGUUCACCUUGUUGUGCCAUAUCGUACAGCAGGUAUCACUCCUCAGAUGGAAGAGUUUAACAAGUCGAUGAGCAGUGUCCGCAUUUCAGUAGAGUGGCUUUUUGGGGAUAUUGUUAACUAUUUUAAAUUUGUUGAUUUUAAGAAAACUCAAAAGAUAUCAUUGAGUGCGUUAGGAAAGAUGUAUAUUGUAUGUGCAAUUUUAAGGAAUGCCAUGACUUGUUUGUAUGGCAAUUUCACAUCAAAUUUCUUUGACAUUGACCCACCAACCCUUCAGGAUUAUUUUUCCUAA
This is a messenger RNA of Pocillopora meandrina, 1354 nucleotides long. Lineage: Eukaryota; Metazoa; Cnidaria; Anthozoa; Scleractinia; Pocilloporidae. The record is from the annotation of a GenBank genome assembly.